AUGACAGAUAGUACAUUCCAAUUCCCUUCAUAUUAUAAUAGGGAACCAUUCUUUACACUACAACCUGUACUGAACACACAGAAGAAACAGUUACAGAUGUGGCAGGAGCUGAUACUAUCAUAUGCUCGCUUUCACAAGAUGUACGUGAUGGACAUCGUCGAAUGUAUAAAGAAUGAUUCUGUACUGUUCAACAAUGAUAAGAUAAAGAGAAGACUAUCUUUAGAGACUACAAAGAUGAUAUUUGAAGAGAUUGUUGAUAAUGGUUAUGGUGAAUGGCUUGACAAGGAUAAGAAUAGAGUACUGGUAUGGUGGAGGAAGCCUGAAGAAUGGGCUGCAAUGCUAUAUAAGUGGGUCUGUGACAGUGGACACACAAACUCAAUCCUUACACUAUGGGAGAUACAAAAGGGAGAGGAUACUACAAAUCUAGAGUUCCAUGAUAUAGACACAACUACAUUGAUGAAGGCAUUGAAGGUAUUGGAGAAACAGAACAAGGCACAGGUAUUCUCUGGCAGCGACAACAAUCUUGGUGUAAAGUUCUUCUCGAUAUAA
Molecule: messenger RNA, 549 nt
Organism: Acytostelium subglobosum LB1
Lineage: Eukaryota; Evosea; Eumycetozoa; Acytosteliales; Acytosteliaceae
Exons: 3
Coding region: 1-549 (182 amino acids)
Biological process (GO): protein transport to vacuole involved in ubiquitin-dependent protein catabolic process via the multivesicular body sorting pathway
Cellular component (GO): ESCRT II complex
Molecular function (GO): structural molecule activity; protein homodimerization activity
Source: RefSeq, a predicted model, not a curated record